UACAUGCCUGUCGCAAGGCUGACGUUCUUGCAAGAGGGAUUUUCCAUGGUGGGUUUAAUAUAUAGCUAACAAUGAGCGGGUGCAUAUUACCGCCUUCACCUAGCUGGUACUGCAGCAAAAUUAGUGACAACAAUGAGGCGGGGAUAUUUAUAUAUGGUGCUAGAAACAGCCUCCAUCUCCUGGACACUAAUGUUCGACCCCCUCGGUUCGUAGGGGACAUUCAGCACGCGCACGGGGACCGAGUCACAGGACUGUCUCUGUGCAAGCAUGCGGGCCUGAGACACCUCUGCAGCAGUAGUGGGGACGAUGGCAAGGUGAAGAUAUGGAGUUUGGAAUCCAAGACAUGCUUGCACGAGCACCGUUUACACGAUAAAAACAAAGUGACGUGUGUGGACUGGUCAGUGGUGAAGGAUGACCUGGUCAUCAGUGGAGAUGACAGAGGGGGUCUGGUUUGUUGGAACUACACCUCUGGGUAUCAUAAGAGGUUCACACCAGAGGGCAGCAUAAUCUGUUGUCUAACUGCUUCACCACAUGAUUUAAGACAUGUAGCCGCUGGCUACAAAAGUGGUCUAAUUCUGCUGGUAGAUAUCUCUCAGAAUGGAGCCAUACUACACAGACUGCGAGGUCAUGAUGAUGAGGUUCAUUGUGUUGUGUGGUGUCCUACUCUUGGGGAAGAGGUGGGAGACAACUGGAGGAUAAAUGAAACAGAAAAUGGGGACACCAGCGAUGCAGACCCCCCUACAGACCAAGGCUGUUUGCUGGCGUCUGGCAGUAGAGACAGGACAAUACGGCUUUGGAGCACCACCAGGGGGCGACAGGUCAGUCUGCUGAGGCUACCGUCCAGUCAUGGUCAGCGCAGAGACAAAGGCGAAGACUGGGGCAGGACGAGGGUGUGGCUGACCAUAUACUGGCCAAAGUGCUGGCCACUGCAGCUUGUAUCUAGCACUCAGAGUGGCGACCUGCUACAUUGGACGCCAUUUAGUUCUCAGAAACAAAAAUGGCAGCCACUGAACCAUAAGGAGGCCGGAGGACACAACCGUAUUGUGUUUAAUAUCUGCUGUGGUGGAGUGGAUAUGGAUACUCUUUGUACGAUAUCCAUGGAUAGACAGAUUGUUGUGUGGUCGUUAAGAGACCUAUGCUCUGUACAGAGUAUUCCGACUUUAGGGGGUUUUGCCUACAAUGUCGCUGCCUCUCCAGUGGAUCCAAGUCGCGUUGCCAUUGGUGUUGGAGACCAAAUGAUACGAGUGUGGAACACUGGUAACCCUGGUAACCCGUACGACUACCUGUUACUGUGGCAAGGGAUUAGAGGAAAAGUUACUGCUCUGAGUUGGCACCCAGACAGGGAGGGGGUUCUAGCUUAUGGCACUGAUGACGGCAGAGUAGGCAUAUAUGAUGUCUUGUCUAAUAGGCCUCCUCUAGUGUCUAAUACAUACCACAAGAAGACAGUCUAUGUGGUCUCAUGGGGACCUGCAGUUCAGCAAACAGAUCCCAUCAAAGUGCUCCAUGCAGUGUACAGUGUUGGUGAUGGUGUGAUUUUACAACAUGACCCCCACAAGCUGGAUACGCCGGCCCUGCAACUCAAUGAUGAGAUAGCCAGGGUGAAUGGAGACAGGAAAUUUCCAAUUCGCAGUGAAAUAAGUUGGAAGUCAGACUUUUCUGUGGUGGCCAUUGGGAAUGAUGAUGGGUCAGUGGAAGUGUACCAGACCUCCUCACUGAAGCUGUUAUGUACAGUCCAAGUACACAGAAAACUGAUCAACUGUGUCCGCUGGCAUCCCCAGCACGUAGGUACCACCAGCAGCCCUUCCCCCUACAGACACUGGCUGGCUUGUGGCUCCAAUGAGUCCGUGAUUCAUGUCUGCGAUCUUGGGAAUAUUUUGGAAAGCACAGAGGAUCCACCACCUGCUCCAGUGUGUAUAACUGAUAGUUUCUGCCAGUUAGAGGACCACAGCGGUCGAAUCACUGGACUUUCAUGGAGUCUUCACACAGACGCUAUGUUGGUGUCGGCUUCAUAUGAUGGAACUGCAAAGGUAUGGAAUGUCCUGAAGAGGGAGCCAGUGGCAUGUUACACAGGUCACAAUGGUCGUCUGCUCACUGUGUUGUGGAGCAGUGUGGACUGUGAUGUCAUAUUUAGUGGAGGGGAUGACUUUGCCGUCCACCAGUGGAAACUGUCUGAGUGGGAGGGGCAUGAAGAUAAAGGAGGGCCUCAGAAAAGAAAGAAAUAUAAAAGCAAAGGUAGAAAUCAUCACAGCAGCCAGAACCAUAGAGCAGAAAUCUCUGAUUCUCCAAGGGAGCCUUCUUCCAGUAAUACUCAAAAUGAAAUUUCCACACAGGAUACCAAUGUGCCUAAGUCACAUUCUGUAGAUGUUUCUGAAGUGGAAGAGCUACAAAAGAUGUUAAACGAGAAGAGAAAACUUCUAGAAGAGCAACAACGAGUGGAGGAAGGGAGUAAUGACCAAUCAGGAAGAAUGAAUGUGGUGGAAGACAAAGGGCAACUGUUGUCUGCCAUAUUUGGCUCAGCUGCUGCUGCUGCAGGAGAGGGUACAGUGGUGCCACCUACACAUUUGAUAAAUAGAACAGUGAUUCCCAGUAUAGACCACAAGGACAGGAAGAAGAGGAAGCCCAAGUCCCUGUUCCCUGUGUCAGGGGCUGCCGAAAACAGAAGCAAGGGGGCAGCACAGGAGGACUGUGUGCACCUGGCAAAGCAGAUGUGGGGAAAAGCUCCAGAAGAUGCCAAGGUUGACACCAAUCAUUUAGGACUGUACCUUGACAGACCCCAGGUGUAUGUGCUGCUGAGGAAGGAAGGUGAUCACCAUGUGUCUCAAGGUUAUAUAGAUGGUUAUCUUCAGCUGGAGGUUUGGAAGGGAAACGUGUCUGGAGCCUUGAAAUAUGCUGCAGAACAUGCUGUCCUCUCGGACUGGUUGAUGUCCAUAGCACCCAUGGCUUCCAAGCGGACAUAUUUGGAGCUAUGUGAGGUAUAUGCUCAGCAGCUGGAGAAGGAAGGGAACUACCAUAAGGCCGCCUCUUACUACCUAGCCUGUCAUAAGGUCUAUGAAGCAAUUGAUAUGUUGAAGAGGAAUCGGCUGUUCAGGGAGGCAGUUGCCUUGGCCAAGUUACGCCUCUCUCCGUCAGAUCCACUGCUCUCCAGUCUGCAGGAAUCCUGGGGGAGACAUCUUGCUAAAGAUGGCAGCUAUGAACAGGCUGCAAAAUGCUAUUUGGCACUGAAGCAGCCUCUUGAAGCAGCAAAACUAAUGGCACGGCGAGCAGACCACUCUGGAUUGGCUGCUGCAGCCCAUGUGACCAUAUCAGCCAAUGAGAUUGAAGCUGGGAUGGUGUAUGCCCAGCGCUAUGUACAAGAGUGCUUGGCAGUCUGUGACUGGGCUUCUGCAGUAAUGUUCUCAAAGUCUGCUGAACAGUUUACAGUUCUGGCCUUGUUUGUGACAAUGCAUGAAGCUGUCUUGAGGUUUCUUGUCAACCAGAAAUGUCUGGACAGGAAUUAUCUGAAGAAGUCAUGUCCAGGUGGUUUACUGACCACAGAGGCACUGGAGCAUGAGGAACCAAGAAAAGGUGAUGGUGGCUUUCCUCAGUGGUGCACUGUUCUGAUUGAAGGAGAAACUUUUAUGCAGUAUUUUACCAACCUGCUGAAAGCAAAGAUUUUACCUGAGUCUCUGGAAGAGUCUGGUGGUUGGAGAGAUGUAUAUGAACAACUGAUGAAGUGGAGGGCAGUGAAACAGGGACAACUGUCCACUUUACAGUUUCUCAUCCAUGUUGCUUUGGAAACAACUCUGGGAAUUCUCGCUCUACAGUGGGGAGAUCUGGAAGUGGCGAGUGGGCAUUUCUUAGAAGUUUUAGCUGGAGCCUAUGAGCUAGGCCAUGUAGACAUAAUGAUAGAGCUGUGCAGAAUGCUGUUUCCUCAAGGAAAGCUUACAGUGGGAGGGGCGAAGGUCACUCAGCCAAAGUCUAACACUAACACUUCUCUCAAAGAGAUGGUUCAGUCAGCACUUGACGGAGGAGAUAAUGAUAUUACAGCCAGCAGACAGGCAAAGAAUAUCUCCCCAGAGCUGUUCCACACAAGCAGGCAAGAAUGCAGUACACAAGACAGUCUGAAUGCUUUCAUUGCCUUGUCCAUUCUCCUUGAUGUGUGGUGGAAAAAUGCUGCGAACUGCACUGCCAGGAAUGUAGUGUCUGGACACGUAGAAAACGGGGAAAUGGACACUGUUUAUGCAUCUCCUUUCCCUGAUAACAAAAAUUUCAGUCAAAAUGUUGAAGAGGAAAGGCCAGCAAGAUCUGAAAAUGGUGAUAUUGAUGACACUGGGUUAUCUAUUAAUUGUACAGAAAAUGGCAAGGAGUCAAUUUCAUCUAGUCUUCAGUAUAGUGCAAAAGCAGAGUGCAAUAACAGUUUUUCAGUACAAAAUUCAGAUCACUUAGAUCUUCUUGAUGGCAAGGUUUUGCAAGAACUUUGUCAAGCUUUAUUGUGGGAUGUCCAUGCAGCUAGAAACAAAUAUAAUUACCGUUUGAUGGAGAUUGAAAAAACAUUGGCCAAAAAUACUUCUGGAAAAAAGGACAAUCAAGAUAUGACGACAGAUUUACACAAAGAAGGCUCUGAGUUGGAAGGUGCGGAAAGUGUUGAAUGUGCUGAAAAUAACAGAACUAUGAGAACAGAAACCUGUAGUGUUGUUACCAAAAGUGAAUUGGAGAUAAUUGAUAAUGAAGGGAAUAUGCAUCCCUCUGGUAGUGAUGCUGAGACCAUUAUAAAUGGUACUGAUGAGAAAGAUGGACCUAAGUGUGUUAGGUGUGACAGGGCUGAUUGUGUUGGAUGCGAUAAUGACACACCCAAUGCAACUGAUGACAUUAGUUCAAAAGCUAUUGGGAUGUCUUUACCAGAACCGGGUAUUGAAGAACACUUAGUAAAAGAUGAUCAAAUUCAUGGAAUAGAUGGAAGUAAGGUUAACUCUGCAAAUGGAGGAAUGGUGGACACAGUCCAGUCGGAAGAGAAAGAACUGAAAAAGAUGUUGGAAAGAUUGCCUGCUCUUCCUAAGAAUUUGACAUUCCCAGACCCAGUUGAAUCUGCCCUGAUCAUCUCCUACAUGCUGAAACAACAAUACAGCUCCCAGCCCAGUGAGAGGACUGCUGUCAUUGGCUGGGCUAAACAGUAUGCUGUUACAACAGAAACAGUGAACCUUCUGGAUAAAUUGUUGUGGCAAGCUGCAGAGAUUGUGCACAAAGAAUUUUAGAACAGGAAAUUUCAGUUUCGGUCUUGAGCAGUUUUGUUGCCAGAUUUAUGAAAGUGAGCCCAAAAAUAAAAUUAAAAAAAAACAGGAAGAAAACCUCUCUAAUGUUGAGUUCAGAAUGACUAAAAAUUAACAUUAAGAUGAUAUUGAAAGACUUGCAACUUAUCUGAAAUAAUAAAAAAAUCAUCAUAUGUA
This is a messenger RNA of Lingula anatina, 5423 nucleotides long. RefSeq lists its product as uncharacterized. The record is from RefSeq and is a predicted model, not a curated record. Gene Ontology annotation, biological process: spliceosomal snRNP assembly. Gene Ontology annotation, cellular component: nucleus; SMN complex. Gene Ontology annotation, molecular function: protein binding; mRNA 3'-UTR binding. Lineage: Eukaryota; Metazoa; Brachiopoda; Lingulata; Lingulida; Lingulidae.